Bolinopsis microptera is the source of this 2876-nucleotide messenger RNA. RefSeq names its product zinc finger protein 281-like. Gene Ontology annotation, biological process: regulation of gene expression. Lineage: Eukaryota; Metazoa; Ctenophora; Tentaculata; Lobata; Bolinopsidae. The transcript has 9 exons. The record is from RefSeq and is a predicted model, not a curated record. The coding region runs from base 10 to 2211 and encodes 733 amino acids. Gene Ontology annotation, cellular component: nucleus.
ACAAGUGCUAUGCUGAGUAGUGAUAUCCUCUACAACCAGCUGCUAGCCAGCAUGUCCGGCAAAUCUCUUCUACUCGGAGGAGGAAAUGAGUUCCAUCCUUGUUGCAAGUGCGGAGCAACGUUUGGCGACGCUAAAUCCCUCACGAAACACGAGUUGUCGCACCAGAAGAGAAAACACGAGUGUAAAGAAUGUGGAAAGAGGUUCAACUCUUCAUCAGACCUCAAAAGGCAUUCCCUUAUUCAUACUAACACCCGACCUUACAAGUGUCACCUUUGCCCCACUGCGUUCGUCCAACAAGCGCACCUUACUCGACACCUCAAGUCUCACACCAGACACGGAGUCAGGUUCAAGUGUCUCGGGUGCGGUACAAUGUUCCUCCACUCCACUAAUGUCAGGUGGCAUCAGCAGUUCUGCGAACAAGCUCAGGGAACUAACGGAGGCUAUGUGGUUACUCAGAGUGAGGGUGAAGGUCUGGACACUUCCAGUCCAAUAAAACCUGCUGAGAAAAACACAACCAAACCGCUCUGGUCGAGAGACAACAAGGUGUACUACUUCAACGGGAAAGAUAGGAGGCACUCCAGCAGCUCAAGUGAGACCGAGACCAACAGUUCCAGUGGAUCUACUGAUAGUGGCAGUGAGCCGGGAAGCAACUCAUUCCUUAACUGUAACAAAGCGAUGCUCUUUGACGGUCUUCCUGAACGGACAAAUCUUUGGAACCAACCAAAAGUGGAAAAUGUAGUUAAAAAGGAGCGCAAAACAAAUCUCUCCACUUCGCAGCUGAGCUAUUUGAACUCAAGAGUGUCAAUGGUCGGCCCAAAGCAUCUGAAAACAACCUCCGCUAAAAAGUCGCUUAACCAGCCGGUCUCAACAGAAGAUCUACUGAAACUGCUAGCUUCCAUGCAGGAGGGAAAGAAGAGCAGUAAAGUUGGAACUGUCAGUACAAACGCAGGAUCCCUCAAUCCCCAUCUAUCAAACGCAGGAUCCCUCAAUCCCCAUCUAUCAAACGCAGGAUCCCUCAAUCCCCAUCUAUCAAACGCAGGAUCCCUCAAUCCCUCAAACAGCUCCUGUUUCAAAACAUCUCCACCUUCCUCCUACAAGAUAGUUCAAAACAAAAUCAUUCAGCACAACGUGACGUCAUCAAAUAACCUUAUGACGUCUUCAAACAACUUCAUGACAUCAUCAAACAACUUCAUGACGUCAUCAAACAACAUCAUGUCGUCAUCAAACAACAUCAUGACGUCAUCAAACAACGCCGUGAAAUCAUCAAACAACAUCACUACGCCUUCAAACAACAUCAUGUCUACAGUUUCUUCCGGACUGCGCAGAGCCACUAACAGUUCUAUCAACUCUAACAAAAUGCAAGAAGAUAAAAUCAAGCCGAUUAUAGAUUUGGUUAAUAAAUUAGUUGCCGAGGGAUUGCAAUCGCCAGCAGCAGAUACCAUCUUGAAUGUCAUAUCCCGAUACCUUGGAAACGUGACAUCACCACAAACUAACGUGGCCCCACAAAUACCAACCUCCACCUCUCUCCCGCCUCUCAAGAAGAGAAGACUGAGCGAACCAGAACAAGAACGGCUCCAGAACAAUCUGGAGACGUCACAAAAUCUGUUCUCGAACAAUCUGUACCCACUACUCCGACAGCAAGGCACUACCUCCUCACUCCUCACCCCUGCAGCCACCCCCUCCACCUCUUUGUCCUUCACUCCUCUCAUGUUCAGACAGUUCCCCAGAAUUGGAGACUUGCCAACCCAGAGUUCUCUCUUCAACAGUCCCUCCUUCAAACCCUCCACAGAUUUUGCAUCACAACUCCUUCAACUUGCCAACCAGAACGCUUCCACUGUUGCUCCCGGAUUGAAGUUGACUACUGGAGGAGGUAAACUUACCCACAAUGGUUUCCCUGGUCCGAUGCAAAGUUGCGCAGCUUACUCCACCAGCGCUGUGAACACUAGUGAGGUCCGGAAACCUCCCGAGUCCACAUCCGACAUGUCCUCUAAACCAAUAAAAGUGGAGGACACAUCUCCACGUGAUGAGAGUCAGCCAAUCAUUAAGCAGGAGAUGGUGUCGCAUGACAGCAGUGAACCAAUGGAAGGAGAGGAAACUGGGCUUGCAGGUCCGGAAUCAUCACCGGCAGGUGCCCCUGCGCUGGUGAAGGGAAUCGAGGCUUCGCAAAACAUCGCCUUUCACAGGCUCAGCGAUCUACUGUCUUUCGUUUGAGGAAUUCAUAUUUUCGCUUCAAGAAUUAAGAGUGACUGUAGAUAUAGGCUAAUUUCGUUUAGAAAUAGCUUUAGGAUUGAAUAGGUCUACUAAUCGAAUUAGGUGCAAAGAAUAUGUAAUGUUUCAUAGAUCAUAGAUAAUGAACAAGGAUUAUAGAUAGAGGAAAACGUUUAGAAUUUAGUCGUGGCCAUUUGUUUAUGAAGUCUAAUUCUAAAGUGCUGCAUAGUGUGAUUUACAUGUUACAACUUAGCAAUAAUAAUUUUUAAACUUAACGCUUACAGCAUAAGAUUAAAGGUUAGCGCAAAUUUCAGACUGCAGGUAUCAAAUGUUUUUAGGGAUGUGUCUUAUCAUAGGCUGGUCCUUAACGAUUGGAAAUUUGUAAGUCCCAUUUAGUAUUUCAUUGGAAAUUAAAUUGCUAUCUACUUGUAGUUAAUGAUUAAGAAAGUUGAGUGGCAAUUAGAUUAAAGUGUGAUGUUCAUUUCCAUUUACAGUUGCAUUGUCAUAGUCGAUUGUUUUCAUGUGUUUGGAAAUUGAAAAAUAUAGCUUUGUAGGAGUGAAAUUGCUUAGUGUGUUCCAAUUAUUUAUUUUGUUGACAUGUAAAUUUAAUUUUUCAUAUAUUUGAUAUUUGUUAUUUGGUGGUACGUAACUUAAAGUUAAAUCAAAAU